This is a messenger RNA of Diuraphis noxia (Russian wheat aphid), 1991 nucleotides long. It is a transcript of the gene Calr, whose product is annotated as calreticulin. Gene Ontology annotation, biological process: ERAD pathway; protein folding. Gene Ontology annotation, molecular function: calcium ion binding. The record is from RefSeq and is a predicted model, not a curated record. NCBI's taxonomy places the organism in Eukaryota, Metazoa, Arthropoda, Insecta, Hemiptera, Aphididae. Gene Ontology annotation, cellular component: endoplasmic reticulum; endoplasmic reticulum membrane.
UCGUCACCACUCACUAGUGCCCGCGUAUACAUUACAUUUUGAUCUACGAACGUACGUGAACGCGCGAGCGUAGCUGGCGAUCUCGUCAAUUUUUUUCUUUGGCAGUCGACGUCGCAUCAAGUCCCGACAUUGUCGGCAGAAGAUUUGCGCUCGUUAAGUAUAUAUAUAUUUUAAUUAAUAUAUAUUAUAAUAUCCGUUCAACAUGAGAGCACCGACGAAGUUGUCACUUUGCGCACUGUUCUGCCUGGCUACCGCCCUAGCCGUCAGCGCGGAAAUCUACUUCGAAGAGAACUUCCCCGACGAUUCGUUUGAGACCAAAUGGACAUACUCGGAACAUCCCGGAAAAGAGUUCGGAAAGUUUGUUCACAGCUCGGGCGCUUUCUACAAYGAUGUCGAGGCUGACAAGGGUAUACAGACAUCGCAGGACGCUCGGUUCUAUGCCUUGUCCAAGAAAUUCCCGCCCUUCAGUAAUGAAGGCAAAGACCUCGUCAUCCAGUAUACAGUCAAACACGAACAGAAUAUUGAUUGUGGAGGUGGAUACGUAAAGCUUUUCAACUGUGAUUUGGAACCAAAGAAAAUGCAUGGUGAAACGCCGUAUGAAAUUAUGUUUGGACCUGAUAUUUGUGGACCCGGCACAAAGAAGGUGCAUGUUAUCUUCAGCUACAAUGGAAAAAACUUAUUGAUCAAUAAAGACAUUCGUUGUCGUGAUGAUGUUUACACUCAUGUUUACACACUUAUUGUAAAGCCUGAUAACACUUAUGAGGUAUUAAUUGACAACGAGAAAGUAGAAUCUGGUGAAUUAGAAGCUGAUUGGGACUUUUUGCCACCCAAAAAAAUCAAAGAUCCUGAAGCUAAGAAACCUGAAGAUUGGGAUGAGAAGCCUACAAUUGAUGAUCCUAAUGAUGAGAAACCAGAAGAUUGGGACAAGCCAGAACACAUUCCUGACCCAGCUGCUACUAAACCAGAAGAUUGGGAUGAUGAAAUGGAUGGUGAAUGGGAACCAGCUAUGAUUGAUAAUCCAGAUUUUAAGGGUGAAUGGAAACCAAAACAAAUCGAUAAUCCAAACUACAAGGGAGUGUGGGUACAUCCAGAAAUUGACAAUCCAGAAUAUAAACAAGAUGAUAAGCUAUAUUCAAGAAAAGAAAUUUGUGCUAUUGGUUUUGACUUAUGGCAAGUUAAAUCUGGUACUAUUUUCAACAAUGUUUUGAUCACAGACGAUAUUGAACUAGCUAAAGAAAAGGCAGAUGCCAUCUGGAAAUCAAGAUAUGAGGGCGAGAAGAAGAUGAAGGAAGCAAURGAUGAAGAAGAAAGGAAGAAAGAAGAACAAGAAGCAAAGAAGUCUGAUGAUGCUGCCCAACCUGAUGAGGAAGAUGAAGAAGAAGACGAAGACCUUGCAUCCAAAUCUGAAGAAGCCCACGAUGAAUUGUAAAAAAAAGACUGUGUGUAUAAUGUCAUUGUUUAAGUUGAUAUAUGAUUAUUAUUUUACUGUAUUAUUUAUUUUAAAUUUUAUCCGACCAGUGUAGGCCUGCCACAUAUUGUUUUUCAUUGAGCACUCUCAUUCACACCUAUAUUUUUUUUUAACAUAGUGUGCGAUUAAUGUUAAUUUAUGUUUCUAACCCUCUUAUAUCUAUCCUCUAAGGAACCCGUUGUUAAUUUGCAAUAAUUCAAAUCAUGUGAAGAACUUAAAAUAAUUAUGGCCACUUUUAGACUUKUAAUAUUAAUGUCCAUAUACUUAUAUUUGUUAAUUGUUUACAUUUGUAAUUAACUCCUUAGGUAAAUUCCUCCUACUUAAAACAUUUUUUCCUUAAGGUCAAAUAUGUUUAAAUUAUCUUCUUAUUCUAUAUAUUUAUUUGUCAACAAUAUUGAGUAUUUAUGGCUUGUACAUUUGUAGUACUACAGUAACAGAAAAAAACUACACUACUUAAGGUUUAUACUAUUUUAUAAAAAAAAUUUGUGUAUAAAAUAAAAAUUAAAUAGGAUAAAAAAUAAAA